CAGGGUCGCCGUUUCCGUGGACGUCGUAACCGACAACCGCCAGCAGACGAAGCAAACGGUACAGUACCUGCCACUGAUGGACAGGUGACAACAAAUGCUGAAGCUACCGGCACUACAACGGGGAAGCCAAGCGGUCCAAGACGCCGUGGCAACUACUUCAAUCGUCGUUUUAGACGCCAGAGCAAGAACGAGCCUAAACGUGAAGGAGGACCUGAAAUUGAGAGUCUCAAUGCGUCGGAUUCUGGACAGGCAGCCGAGUCGGAAAAUACUCAAGAUGAUGAAGCGAAGCCUGGAAUGAGACGUCAAGCUGAGUGCGAAAAAGAAGCACCGACGCCCGAUCUCGGCAGCGGCGAUGUCAACAACGCUGCCAACUGCGGAAUGAGUGCGGCUGUUUGA
Cooperia oncophora is the source of this 396-nucleotide messenger RNA. Lineage: Eukaryota; Metazoa; Nematoda; Chromadorea; Rhabditida; Trichostrongylidae. The record is from the annotation of a GenBank genome assembly.